Molecule: messenger RNA, 624 nt
Organism: Sodiomyces alkalinus F11
Lineage: Eukaryota; Fungi; Ascomycota; Sordariomycetes; Glomerellales; Plectosphaerellaceae
Product: histidine-phosphotransfer domain, HPT domain-containing protein
Exons: 3
Coding region: 1-624 (207 amino acids)
Biological process (GO): phosphorylation; phosphorelay signal transduction system
Cellular component (GO): nucleus; cytoplasm
Molecular function (GO): histidine phosphotransfer kinase activity; protein histidine kinase binding
Source: RefSeq, a predicted model, not a curated record
AUGCCCGCCGAGACCAAGAUCGACGAUGGAGCGCCCGCUCUCCCCCAAUUAGGCGAUAGCGUCGACUCGACGACUUUCGAGCAGAUCCUGGAAAUGGACGACGACGAUGAACGCGAGUUCAGCCGAUCCAUCGUGUUUGGCUUCUUUGAGCAGGCCGAGGAGACCUUCGAGACAAUGGAAACAGCACUGGAAAACAAAGAGCUCCACGAGCUUUCACAGCUCGGCCACUUCCUUAAGGGUUCUUCGGCGACCCUGGGGCUCGUCCAUGUCCGCGACAGUUGCGAGAAGAUUCAGCGCUACGGAAAGAAGCAGAAGGAGGACGGAUCCAGUGUGGACGACGACGAGUUGUGUCUGAAGCGGAUCGGGGAAACACUCAAGACACUCAGGACGGAAUAUGAUAACUGCGAGAGGGCCUUGAAGAAGUUUUACGGCAGCCCCGUCGCCGAGGACAGCGAUAAGACCGACGAGGUGGACAAGGCUGAUACGACUGAUGAAAUAGACGAAGUGGACGAAGUGGACAAAGUCGACAAAGUCGACAAAGUCGACAAAAUCGACAAAAUCGACAAAACGGACGAGAGCGAUAAGACUGACACGGCGGACAAGAGUGACAAGACCGAUAAUUAG